Molecule: messenger RNA, 1290 nt
Organism: Spinacia oleracea (spinach)
Lineage: Eukaryota; Viridiplantae; Streptophyta; Magnoliopsida; Caryophyllales; Amaranthaceae
Product: GDSL esterase/lipase At1g31550-like
Exons: 5
Coding region: 32-1156 (374 amino acids)
Molecular function (GO): hydrolase activity, acting on ester bonds
Source: RefSeq, a predicted model, not a curated record
UACAAGUUGUAUUCAACCAUUAAAAUUAACAAUGAGGCCCACAUUAUUUCACUUGCUCGUGCAAUCACUUUUAUUAUCCUUAAUAUUACUCGUAUGUGCAAAUGCUACAACUAUUCCUAGGAGUAGAAGAGUGCUCACCAAUCUAGCAACGCAGUUUGAGGCCAUCUACCAAUUUGGCGACUCUCUUUCUGACACCGGUAACUAUGUUCGAGAAGGUGACGGGGCAAACUCCGCCUACAACAAGCUCCCUUAUGGCCAAACCAUUAACCACCCAACGGGUCGUGCCUCUGAUGGCCUUAUCAUGGUGGAUUAUAUUGCAACGUACUUUCAUCUACCACAAUUGAACCCAUAUCUUGCCACCGGAAGCGAUUUCACGCAUGGUGCAAAUUUCGCUGUAAUUGGCGCUGCUGCUAAUGGUGGAUUCAAUUCCUUAGCUAAGCAACUUGAUUGGUUUAAAACUCACCUUACAUCAACUUUCCCUAAUCCGGCAGCAAUCAAAGAAAGACUCCAAAAGUCAUUGGUGCUAAUGGGAGAAAUCGGAGGCAAUGACUUCAAUGGUCCUUUCGGUGAACACCAAACAAUACAAGAAGUAUCCAAGCUUGUCCCCGGAGUUGUAAAAACCAUCAAAGACUCUAUUGAGGAAGUGAUAGGCCUUGGUGCUACUAAUAUUGUAGUCCCGGGGAACUUUCCAAUCGGUUGCGUGCCUCUUUAUCUUGUUUUAUUCGCCACGAAUGAUACCUCAAAGUAUGACGAACUUAAUUGCUUGAAAGAAUACAAUGACUUCUCAAAGUUCUACAAUCAACAAUUGUUACAAGCCAUCCAACAAUUGCAACAAGAGCACCCAGAUGUGGCCAUUGUCUAUGCCGACUACUAUGCUGCAUUGACUUCGGUUAUUAGCAAUCCUCUCAAAUUAGGGAUCGAGAAAAACGGCACCGAAAAGGCUUGUUGUGGAACUGGUGACAAUCCUUAUAACUAUGGUGGGAAAAGUUGUGGCAGUCCAGGAUCUGUAGUGUGUCCGGACCCAAGUAAAAGAGUAAAUUGGGAUGGAGUUCAUAUGACUCAACAAGGAAACAAAGGUGUUGCGGAUCAAUUACUAAAACAGUUUGUACCCGCACUUGAAAAACAACUUCUAAGACGUCGAAGAAAAAAUCAUUAGGUAAUCGAUCUUAAGAUAUGAAUAAGUUAGUGUUUGACGAUAAAUUCUUGAUACAUUUCUUGGAAAAUUUGUACAAUUUAAAGCUCAGAUUAAUGAAGUCGGAUGAGUACAAUGUGUUUUUUGAUCUAUCUUGU